This is a messenger RNA of Paramormyrops kingsleyae, 4938 nucleotides long. RefSeq names its product CCC complex scaffolding subunit CCDC22 (gene ccdc22). Gene Ontology annotation, molecular function: cullin family protein binding. Gene Ontology annotation, biological process: positive regulation of ubiquitin-dependent protein catabolic process. The record is from RefSeq and is a predicted model, not a curated record. NCBI's taxonomy places the organism in Eukaryota, Metazoa, Chordata, Actinopteri, Osteoglossiformes, Mormyridae.
CCCAGAUAUCAACGCCAAGGAUUCCUCCUUGCAUAUGAUUUCCUGCUUGCAUUCAGAUGUAGAAUUUAAGAAAGUGUCAGUUGUGCGAACUGUUGUUUAAGUAUCUUUUUGUGGUUAAAGAAAAAUGAAAAACAUUAAAACAAACAAUUAAUACAAUUUGCAUAAAUGAGAAAACGAGUGAAAAUGUAAACUGAACAACUUGUUCGGCUAGCUGUUGUGUGACGCUGCAGAGAGUUCCUAGUUAGCUAGCUACAUAGCUACAGUUAUGUCAGCCUAGUAACAUAGGUUGGGACACUAAUGAAUUAAUUUAUUGUCGUAUGGUGUAAGAUUUUUUUUUUUCAAAAGAGGACGAACGUAUAAGAUACCUGAAAGAGGCACCUGUUUAAUACGAUGGAGGAGGUUGAUAGGAUUUUAAUUCAUUCACUCAGACAGACUGGAACGGACGUUCCAGAGGAUGUGGACAGUGUGAAGCAGUUCACCAGUGAGCUCAUCGUGGAGGCAGUUGUGCGAUGUCUGCGUGUCAUUGAUCCGGCCUUGGGCAACGGCCUGUCUCCCUCCCUACCUCCCGGCAUGUCUGCUCGCUUCCGCCUGGGGAUGAGUCUAGCUCAGGCUUGUCAGGACCUUGGCUACAAAGGGGAAAUCGGCUACCAGACCUUUCUGUACAGCAAUGAGCCCGAGAUUCGCUCCCUGCUCAUGUUCCUGGUGGAGAAGUUGCCGAGAGAGAGUGCGGAAGCCUCCAGCCAACCUGCUGGAAAGUCAGCCCUCUUGCUGAAGUCCAUUGCUGCUCAGAUCAAAGCUCAGCUGUUCUUACCCUGGGCACCUCCUUCCUGCCGGCUGCCCCUCCUCUGCCAGAUGCAGAGUCCAGGCCUGUCUAACGGUUUUCAUACUCAACCCUUGAGUUUACCUCAUCGUUCAAGAUCCUCGGGGAAAACCCUGAAAGAGGUAAAGGAUUACUACAGGGAUUUCUUGCUACCCGUGACCGCCCAGCCUUCCCAGAAUUCCUCGGUGCCAGCUUCCCUGCUGGAGCAACAUGCCUUGGACCUCAGCGCUGCCCAGGAAUGGGAGAAUGAGUGGAACAGUCAGGGCCUCCUGUCCAGACUGAGUCCUGAGGACUAUCGGGCUCGGAAGCGCGCGCGGCUGCAGAAGCGCAUCGAGGAGCAGCUCCGGGCUGCCGCCCAGUCCUGCUCCGACGUCCAGAAUGCGUCGAGGUCGGGCCCCGAUUUGGUGGAUCUGCUGCCCUCCUUUGGAGGGGGCACCGUCGGGGAUCAGCUCCUCACCAAGGGCACGCGUUUCACGCACACGGAGAAGUUCACCUUCACCCAGGAUCCGGAGAAAGCUGUCCAGCAGAUGGCAGCAGCAGUAAACUCGCUGCCAACUUCCCACCAAUCGGAGGAGGACAUUCGGGCCCAGCAGCAGGAGGAGCUGGCAUCCAUGCAGCAGCAGCUGCAGCAGCUCUCCUUGCAUGUGGAUGAAGUCGGCGGGGAUAUAAAGAAGCUCACUGUGGCAAUCAGCAAGGUAUCAGAGGAGCUGAAGCAGCAGGAGCAGAGUAACACGGAGAAAGUAGCCACCAUUCGGAUCAAGAGGCAAACGGUCGACCUGCUGCCCGACGCAGACAACAACCUCGCCAAGCUGCAGGCCUUGGUGGAUGCCAGCUCGCGGCGGGUGGCAAGCCUGUCCUCGCAAUGGGAGAAGCAUCGUGCCCCGCUGGUGGAGGAGCAGCAGCGACUGAAGGAGCUCUGCAGCAGUCAAGAGCUGGAGUCUUCACGCAAGCUUUCUGAGAUCAAAGGCCUUCAUGAAAAAAUAAGACAAUCUGCUGAAGAUGCCAAAAAGAAGGAGGGACUCUACAAGCAGCUGGUAACCGAAUUCGAGAACCUGCCCAAAGAUGUCUCGCGAUCAGCAUAUACGGUCCGGAUCCUAGAGAUUGUUGGCAACAUCAAGAAACAGAAAGAGGAGAUCACAAAGAUCUUGUCGGACACUAAGGAGCUGCAGAAGGAGAUCAACAAUCUGACUGGCAAGCUGGACCGGACUUUCGCAGUAACAGAUGAACUAGUCUUUAAGGACGCUAAGAAAGAUGAAUCUGUUCGCAAAUCGUACAAGUACCUCGCAGCGUUACAUGAGAACUGUACCCAGCUGAUUCAGACCAUUGAGGACACUGGAACAAUUAUGAGAGAAAUCAGAGACCUGGAGGAACAGAUCGAGACUGAGAAUGGCAAGAAGACCCUCAGCAACCUGGAGAAGAUCUUAGAGGACUACAAAGCCAUUCGACAAGAGAAUUCAGCUCUGGCAGCAAAGAUCAGAGAGGCCUGAGAUUGACAGAUUGCUGCAGUGCUCCCAUUGGUACUUGUUGAUAAUCUUGACUGGCAAUCCACCUUGACUGCCUGCUAUGGAAUAAGCACAGCAUCCCCAAACAGACUGGCCUGUCCAGCUCUGCAGCAGGGCUUUCUGUAGCGUCAUUGCAUUGCCUGUCCAGAAGAGUACCAAACUAGGGGAGGGAGGAAUUUUUUGUACUAAAAUUACUUUGAGAUCAUUUUUAAUGCACAUAUUUACAUAACGCUAGUCUUGAACAUCUUAAUCUGUUGCCAUAUGAUAUGAAUGGGAGCUCAAGGGGGCUGCUUUAUGUAUAAGUUGGUAGUACCGACAGCACUCCAUAAUAUGUUGCCUUUAGUUUCUUUGAUCACAGUGGAAUUAAUUGGACUGAUCUAGUGCUGGAUAAUAAAUAUUGCAUUAUACUCAGAUAUUCUACAAGGGGAAAUGGGGACCAGCAAACGUAAUUUUUCUUGGAUUAAUUAUUGGAUAUUGCCAAUAUUUUCAGAUUAUUUCUUUUCCCAAUUUAUCCAGUUUCAGCUAAAAUUUUAAUAGAAAAUAUACUCUCCAGUAUACAUUUUAGCUCACUGGAAAUCAGUAUGCUUGGAAGUAUGAUCCACCUUAUAAUUUUUUUUUUUAAACAACCCAAAGAAUUGAAUAACUAUAACAAGGGUGUAAAUUAGGUUAUAAAGAUGCACACAGCAGUAAGUCGUGACCAUUUGCACUUCUUGAGAGGAGAUUUUGGAUAAUUUCUCUAUAUUAAUAAAUAUGAGUGUGCUUGCUUUGGGUGUGUCCUUCAAGGUCCUUACUAUGUAUGACUGGUUCCAUAUCAUAAAAGCCCCAUUCCAUGAUAAUGUGAAAUGCUGGUGACUUGGUUUGAGGGAUAUGUCAGAUCCUGUUCCAUAAUAACUAACAUCAGUGUCUUUUAAUUGUAAUUUCUGAAUUUGCCAGGGAGUUUGGAUUAUUUUAGUGUGUUUUUCUGUUCUCCCACAAUACCAUCAACAAAGCAUGCUAUUAAAAUAUUUAAAUUUGAUUUUAUAAACUCAUUUUCUUGUUACUAUAUACCAGUAAAUUGGAUACGCAAAAUUUAGUGUGACUUGCUCUUGUGAUUUUGGAGUAUUAGAGAGAUCAUGAGUGAGCUGUAUUUGUCUGGGUUUUGUUUGUUUGUUUAUUUGUUUGUUUUGAACCUUUAAGCUCACAAUGCUGCUUAUUUUUUUAUUUUUUUUUUUUGCUGUAUAGGAACCCUUAAGCGUUAAUUUUGUUAUUCGGCCAUGAAUGAGUGGUGUUCAGUUAGUCCUGAACUAAUCUGGAAAUGACCAAAUACGCAGUCGCUGACUAAAGAGUGCAGGAAUGGUCAUUGUGAUCAUUUUAUGCCUGGUGCUAAAUGGCAACUUAACUGAAUCCUCAGGAGGCCCUGGAACAGUUCAGCUGUCACAUUUUAUUAUCAGUAUUUUUCAUUGAGAGAGUACGUGGAUUUACAUCAGUCUCACAGAUAGCAAGUAGAAGUUCAGCUCUUUAUUAAACAAGACCAUAUAAUUUACACAAGACUAGCUGGAAUUCCACUCUUUAACAAAAUAUUGCUGUUUAAUCAUUGUGUUUAUUCAGUCGUUCAAAAUUUGUUAGGUACUGUGUUUAAGUGAUUUUGAUAUCUGACCAUGUAGUUGAAUAGACUGGAAUAAAUAUGGUUCUAUUUGCAAUCAUCUUUAACUAGAAUUUUAACUGGUCACAUGAAUGUCAUCAUAGUCUCUAAUCCUGGGGACACGUUCUCCCAAAAACAUUCAAGCUCUCCAAUAUUUCUUGGUUCUUUUUUUUUUUAACUUUGAUGCAAUUUGAAAACAUACAUUUGUUUGGAAAGUGGGUUCAGAUAAGUAUUUGUUCACCACUUGAAACCAUGGGAUUUUUUUACACCGUUUCUUUUUCUAAGUUCUUCACUCCCUCUCUAGUGGUCAUAUUCUGACCCUACACCUAAAGGGUUUAAGUACUAUGGGUCUGUUUCCAGUAUAAUGAACUGGGAAUUUGCUCUAGUUAUUUGUACAGUUUUAAGUGCAGGCUUUAGCAUUGUGUCAUAGAGCUAUAUACCUUGUUAGUCUUCCCUGGAUCCUUUCCUAAAUGAGGUACAAAGCACUUUUCUUCUCAUACAAAAUUUUGUUUCAUAUUCAGUGUACUUUGGUUCAACUAAUUAUAUUCCCAAUGCAGUGUUUGUAAUCAGUACUGAUUUUACAUUCAUUUAAUAGUGAGUUUGUCAACAAAAUCCAAUAUAAAGUUGAAGCAGAGGAAAAUAUAGCCUUAUUUUCUUUUUCUUGGACCUUGGUCAGUAGGAAAGGGUAUUGAAUAACAAAAACUUUUGGGGAUUUAAAAGUGUUAAUUAUGGUAAUGCCAGAAAGAAAACAAAAGCACCACCUCUCUGCCUUUGACAUUUACGAAAUACAUCUAAAUAAAUGUUUUUAUUAAUAUUUUCCAUAUUCUGUGAAAAGUAUCACAAUUGUCAUUCAUGCAUCUCUUCAGACUUUUUCAUGGUUGGUAUUAAUGCUGAAAUAUUUUAAAUGAAUCUAUACCAUCAGUUGAACUAGCACUGUGAAUCACAAUUGAAUGUGGCUUUUUUGUUAGGUUCAUUAAAGCAAGAAUUUUAAGUUU